Molecule: messenger RNA, 2855 nt
Organism: Psammomys obesus (fat sand rat)
Lineage: Eukaryota; Metazoa; Chordata; Mammalia; Rodentia; Muridae
Gene: Srl
Product: sarcalumenin
Exons: 7
Coding region: 1-2781 (926 amino acids)
Molecular function (GO): GTP binding
Source: RefSeq, a predicted model, not a curated record
AUGAAGGCGCUGCUCCUGCUCGGCUGCUUCUUGGCCUCGCUGCUGCUUUCAGGACAAGCAGAACUGCAAGUCUCUGCCUCGGGUGGCACAGAAGAUGUUGGCAGUUUGUUGGAGAAUCAUUUCUCUGCUGGAGACGCGAGUCUAGAGGAGAAAGAAAGGGCGCUUUUUGCAGAUGCGGCCCCUGGAGACAAGAACCUACUCCUCCACUACCCAGACGGCAGGGAGGCUGAGAGCUUGGAGCAGACCCCUGCAGGGGCCCCUUCCACUGCCAACGGCCAGGGCUCCGAACCUGAAGCUAGCCUGUCCAAUACCUCAGCUGCAGAGUCAGCUCCACCCGGGGAUGCAGAAGGGCCUGGGGAGGAAGAGGAGGGCCCACCAGCAGCAGGAACCCUUCCUCCAGGAGGGGUUGAGGGGCCAGAAGAAGAGAGGCCAGAGUUCAGUUCUGGAGGGGAACCAGGACAGGAGGUUGCAGGGCCGGGGCUCCCCACAGAGGGGGCUGCCAGUAUGGAGGCAGAAGUACAAGAAGCUAGUAGUGAGGUCCCUGAGGAAUUCCAGGGAAUCUUAGGAGAUAGCCCCAUAACAGAAGCAGCAACAGGGACAGGAGAGUCUGUAGCUGCCCAGGUCUCUCUUAGCACAGAGGGUGAAGAGGUCCGUACAGUGAAGGCAGAAGGUGAGGGCACCACAGGGUCUGAUCACCAAUCCGCAGAGCCAGAUGGAGCUCAGGAUGCUACAGCUGCUGGAGAGGAACCAGAGGCUGAUGUGGCUGCACAAGCCAGGGAGGCGGCAGAGGACCAGCCCCAGGACCACUCCCUGCAGCCAGAGGAUGAAGCCAUCACAGGGCCCGAUCACCAGCCCACAGACCCACAUGCAGUCUCUGGCACUGCGUCUCCUAGAGUGGAGGCGGAAGAAGCUGCAGAAGAAUCAAAGGCUGAGGGGGAUACAGAAGCUAGGGAGAAGGCUGAGGACCAGGGGGAGCCUAGACCUAGCCAGGAAUCUGGCUCGGCUAUAGAGGCCAGUGAAAAGUCUGAGGACACCCAGAGUUCCGAGGCCAGGGAGAAAGAGGAGAACUACCCUCUUGAGGGCCAGGUGUCAGGGAUGCCAGAGGAGGGCCAGGCUGAGGCCUCCUCUGAAGAAGAGGGUGGUGAAGAAGGUGAAAGUGAGGAAGGAGGAGUUCCAUCUGAAGAAGAGUCUGGAGAAGACAGUGGAGAUGGAGCUAGCUCAGAAGAAACGGGGGACAUCUCUGGGGAGGCCGGAGAGCCCCUGAUAGCACCAGGAACCACAAGUCAAGAGGAGGAAGCGGCCUGGCUUGAUGUAGAAGAUCUGAACCCAGAGUCUGAGGGCGGCAAGACCCAGGACACAGAGGCAGAGGCAUCUGAAGAGAGACAGCAGGGGAGAGGGGAUCCUGUAAUUACUCAUCAGGAAGAGCCGGAGGAUGUGAGUGAAGAGGCUCCCAUGAGGGACCGCUCCCACAUUGAGAAAACCCUGAUGCUCAAUGAGGACAAGCCUGCCGAUGAUUACUCAGCGGUGCUGCAGCGGCUUCGGAAGAUCUAUCAUACAUCCAUCAAGCCCCUGGAACAGUCUUACAAGUACAAUGAGCUUCGACAGCAUGAGAUCACAGAUGGGGAGAUCACCUCCAAGCCAAUGGUGCUGUUCCUGGGGCCGUGGAGUGUUGGCAAAUCCACCAUGAUAAACUACCUCCUGGGGUUAGAGGAUACUCGCUACCAGCUUUAUACAGGUGCGGAACCUACCACCUCCGAGUUCACUGUCCUUAUGCAUGGGCCCAAACUGAAAACCAUUGAGGGUAUCGUCAUGGCUGCUGACAGUGCCCGAUCCUUCUCGCCCCUGGAAAAGUUUGGUCAGAAUUUCCUGGAGAAGCUGAUUGGCAUCGAGGUUCCCCACAAACUUCUAGAAAGAGUCACUUUUGUGGAUACACCAGGCAUCAUUGAGAACCGCAAGCAACAGGAAAGAGGCUACCCCUUCAACGACGUGUGUCAGUGGUUCAUCGACAGAGCUGACCUCAUCUUUGUUGUCUUUGACCCCACCAAGCUGGACGUGGGUCUGGAGCUGGAGAUGCUCUUCCGCCAACUAAAGGGCCGUGAAUCCCAGAUCAGGAUCAUUCUGAACAAGGCUGACAACCUGGCCACGCAAAUGCUCAUGCGGGUGUAUGGUGCUCUCUUCUGGAGCCUGGCCCCUCUCAUCAAUGUCACGGAGCCUCCACGGGUUUACGUCAGCUCCUUCUGGCCACAGGACUAUAAGCCUGACACCCACCGGGAGCUGUUCCUCAAAGAAGAGAUCUCUCUCCUGGAAGACCUGAACCAGGUGAUUGAGAACAGGCUAGAGAACAAGAUCGCCUUUAUUCGCCAGCAUGCCAUCCGAGUCCGCAUUCACGCCCUUUUAGUUGACCGCUACCUGCAGACUUACAAGGACAAAAUGACCUUCUUCAGUGAUGGGGAACUAGUCUUUAAGGACAUUGUGGAAGAUCCUGAUAAAUUCUACAUUUUCAAGACCAUCCUGGCAAAGACCAACGUCAGCAAGUUUGACCUUCCCAACCGUGAGGCCUAUAAGGACUUCUUUGGCAUCAACCCCAUUUCCAAUUUCAAGCUUCUCUCUCAGCAGUGCUCUUACAUGGGGGGUUGCUUCCUGGAGAAGAUUGAACGGGCCAUCACCCAGGAGCUCCCCAGCCUUCUGGGGAGCCUUGGGCUUGGGAAGAACCCCGGUGCUCCUGACUGUGACAAAACAGGCUGUGGCGAGACCCCAAAGAAUCGCUACAAGAAGCACUAGUUUGUGCGUAGCCACCCUUGGGUCCCCAUUGGUGAAUAAGCUUGUGUCCUGUCUGAGAAGUCCUGGUUUGUUAA